AUGUUCCGAUUCGUGCCCCAAAUCGCCUUGCGAGCUACCAGGCUCCCGUCAUACCCAAAACAUGUCCCCUGGAGACCAUUCGCCACCACCAAACUUCGUCUCCAACAGCACAUCGACCCCCAGCAGCAGAAACAGAUGAUGGACACCAUGAAGAAGCAAUACGAAGAUAAGCACCCGGAAGAGGUGGAAGCGAUGGAGAAAGAGGUCGAGGAGAUGUGCCAGCGGGUCCAGUCGAAAAUUGACGAAACCCACUACAUCUGCGUCGAGCAGAGGGCCAGUUUCCCCUUACCGUCGGACCAGGGCGACCAAUUAAAGCCAGCGCAACGGUACCUGAUCAUCUACAAGUAUAUGCUCAACGAGUUUGUCAACCAGUGUGGGAUGAGCCAGCAGCUUGGCCACAACCGUCCGCCUCCGGAUAAAUUGAUCGAGGAGAUCUCGGAGACGUUUUCGGCGCUCCACCCUGAUGUUGAGCCCAUCACCUCGCACGACAUCCUUCCGUAUUUCCAUUUGUACUGGGCGGUAGCCCACGAUAUCUUGAAACCGACUGAAUUGGUGUUCCAGGCCCCUCCCGUGGAAGAAGUAUGGAAGUUAAGCCAACAAGGAAAAUCGGCCGAGGAGACUACUCAACUGACGAGAUUGGACGCUGAAGUGGUCCAAUCUUGGUACCAAGUCUUUGACACCAUCGCCCAGACGCCUAAGGCCUCGCCGCUGAACCCGUUGGUGUGUCUGUUAUGUCCCGUCGAGUUCAGCAAGAUCCUCGCCUGUCUGGAAGAGAUCUACGGUUUGCAACAGCGUCUUGCUGAUUUGGAGAAGGAAGUGGUGGAAACCCCCGCCGAAGGUGACCUUGAACGGUUAUUCUACUUGGUCGGGGUCCACGAACGGUUCGACGCCUUGAUCCCCGAACUUGGCGUUAGCGACAAGUCUGAGGAAAAGAAGUGA
Messenger RNA from Diutina rugosa, 939 nucleotides. RefSeq lists its product as uncharacterized. The transcript has a single exon. NCBI's taxonomy places the organism in Eukaryota, Fungi, Ascomycota, Pichiomycetes, Serinales, Debaryomycetaceae. The record is from RefSeq and is a predicted model, not a curated record. The coding region runs from base 1 to 939 and encodes 312 amino acids.